Molecule: messenger RNA, 1023 nt
Organism: Nanorana parkeri
Lineage: Eukaryota; Metazoa; Chordata; Amphibia; Anura; Dicroglossidae
Product: protein FRA10AC1
Exons: 14
Coding region: 61-1023 (320 amino acids)
Biological process (GO): dephosphorylation
Molecular function (GO): phosphatase activity
Source: RefSeq, a predicted model, not a curated record
GUUUAUACUGCAGCACGCAGUGUGUUAUGUGUGGAGGAGGGGAAUAAUACAGCGAUAGAAAUGGUGUCCAACUAUGCACGUGGCUACCAAGGCUACGAAUCAGAUUUUAGCGAUGAGGAAGAAGAAUCGGACAAAAAUGCCAAGAACAGACGCAGUAAAGAAGAUGAAGCUUUGGUUAAGAAGCCAUUCCAGAAAGAGAGACAUGGGAAGGUGGCACACAAGCGGGUUGCAGCCGAGGAAUGGGACAGAGAGGAGGCACGAAACCAGCGAUUUCAUCUAAUAUCCAUGGAUGCCUUUGCCAGACAUCAAAAGUUUGUGAACGAUUACAUAUUGUAUUAUGGAGGAAAACUGGAAGACUUCAAACUCCCAAAGGGAGAACGUAAGACGGACUUGGAUGUCAUUCAAGAAAACCACAGAUUCCUUUGGCAGGAGGAAGAUGAAGAGGAAAUGACUUGGGAGAAGAGACUUGCAAAGAAAUAUUACGAUAAAUUAUUUAAAGAAUAUUGCAUAGCCGAUCUCAGCAGAUACAAGGAGAACAAGUUUGGAUUCCGGUGGAGAGUGGAAAAAGAAGUUAUCUCUGGAAAAGGUCAGUUUUCCUGUGGGAACAAACGCUGUGAUGAGAAGGAAGGCCUGAAAAGCUGGGAGGUGAAUUUCGGUUAUCUAGAACACGGAGAGAAGAGGAACGCUCUUGUAAAACUGAGGUUGUGUCCGGAAUGCUCCUACAAACUGAAUUUCCAUCGCAAGAGGCUAGAGGUCCAGCCAAAGGAUAAGAAAAAGAAGGCUUCAGAAGACACUGGAGAACCUUCUAAAAAGAAGUCUAAACAGUCCCGCUCUCAAAAGAAAAGAAAAGACAAAUCUUCACAAAGACAUGAGGACUCCAGUGAUGAAGAUACGGACAAUGAUAAGGAGGAUGAUAAUGAUGAGGUAGCCAAUAGUGAGUUCUGGAAGGGUCCUCAAAAAGAGCCGGAUGAAAAAACACGGGAAGAAGAGUUUGAUGAAUAUUUUCAAGAUAUGUUUCUGUAA